CAGUCGUCCUCUCUCUCUCUCUCUCUCUCUCUCUCUGCUGGUCCAGCUUGGUUUCCUCUGUGUGGCUGACCUGAGCAGACUUUUGCGAGCGAGCGUGGGGAGAGAAGAAAGAGGAAGACAAAGAGUUAGCCCAUGCGAGCAGCGUGUGGAGUGAGUGCAGCUGUUUCUUUCAGAGAAGAGCCCAACAUGUGAGAAGAUGUCUGUUGGAGGUUGUGCUUGCCCCGGCUGUUCGUCAAAGUCAUUCAAGCUGUACUCUCCUAAGGAGCCCCCCAACGGUGGCAGCUUUCCCCCUUUCCACCCAGGCGCUAUGCUGGACAGAGAUGUGGGGCCUACACCCAUGUACCCCCCGUCAUACAUGGAGCCUGGAAUGGGGAGACCCACACCGUAUGGGAACCAGACAGACUACCGGAUAUACGAGCUGAACAAAAGACUACAGAACUGGACAGAGGACUGUGACAAUCUCUGGUGGGACGCGUUCACCACAGAGUUCUUUGAAGAUGACGCUAUGCUUACCAUCACUUUCUGCCUGGAAGAUGGUCCCAAACGAUACACCAUCGGCAGGACGUUGAUUCCUCGAUACUUCAGAAGUAUUUUCGAAGGGGGCGCCACUGAAUUGUUCUACGUCUUGAAGCAUCCUAAGGAGUCCUUCCACAGUAACUUUGUGUCUCUGGACUGUGACCAGUGCACCAUGGUGACUCAGAACGGCAAGCCCAUGUUUACACAGGUUUGUGUCGAGGGCCGUCUGUACCUAGAGUUCAUGUUUGACGACAUGAUGCGGAUCAAGACGUGGCACUUCAGCAUCAGACAACACCGAGAGGUCCUACCGAGGAGCAUUUUGGCUAUGCAUGAUCCCCAGAUGCUCGAUCAGCUGGCCAAAAAUAUCACCAGAUGCGGGCUGUCCAACUCCACACUCAACUACCUCCGUCUUUGUGUGAUAUUGGAGCCCAUGCAAGAGUUGAUGUCCAGGCAUAAGACCUACAGCUUGAGCCCCAGAGACUGCCUGAAGACCUGCCUGUUCCAAAAGUGGCAAAGAAUGGUCGCGCCUCCAGCCGAGCCAGCAAGACAAGCUCCAAACAAGCGGCGGAAAAGGAAGGUGUCCGGGGGAAGCACCGUGAGCUCUGGCGGCGGCAGCAAUAACAACAGCAACAGCAAAAAGAAGAGUCCAGCGAACAGCUUUUCACUCUCCAGCCAGGUACCUGACCUGGUUGGAACAAAAACCUGUACAGUGCCGGAGCUUGAGGACCGGAGUUGAGAACCACUACGCUAAAUCUUAAACUCACACACACACACACACACACACACACAACACACACACACACAUUCACACACAGACACGCACACACACACCAGGCAAGUGCACACACUAACACACACACACUGUCACCCACACCCGUCGGCAUAAGACAGUGAGGUACUGGAGAGAGGCGGUACGCAGCAUGUCUGGACCAGAGCACCAGGCGCUACAGAAGUGUGUUUUUAUUUUCUAUGUUUUCGACUUCUUUUGAUUUGUUUUUUUAUUUUUGUAAACAAUUUCUAAAAAAUAAAACAGACAAGCAAGCAAACAAAAAAAACACCCCUGAAUAUUCUUUGCACUGUUUUUUCCACUAUUGACGGCAAUCUAUUUUUCUUAUGAAUUGACGGUGUAUUUUGUUUAUCUAUUAUUGCUAAUGUAAGAACUGUAAAACAUCCGGAACCCUGCAGUAUAUUAAUGUACAAGUAUUGCUGUUAGAUCAUUCUUAUUGUGAUGGUUAAAAAAAAAAAAUACAAAACAAAAAAACGUUCUUGUAAGUCUAUGCUUGAUAUGUCAUCCAUGUGCGUCAGACAUCACACUGUCAUUAGGCGGGGAGAGGAAGACGGCCCGCUGGAAAACCACACUCACUCAAGCAGCCUGCUUCGGAUCGGUUUCCUCAUCAUCGCAGGACAGUUUUUGCUUUGUCUCGGAAGUCUCUUUAUCUUUUGGGGGUCCUCUGUUCAGAGAAUAUAAUCACAGGAAAAAAAAAAACUUCUCAAAUUUGCUACUCGAUAAAUAUUUUAAAAACGAGUUUUGACAGGAUUGUAAAAUAAGAAGAAGAAAAA
Molecule: messenger RNA, 2076 nt
Organism: Salarias fasciatus (jewelled blenny)
Lineage: Eukaryota; Metazoa; Chordata; Actinopteri; Blenniiformes; Blenniidae
Gene: ldb1a
Product: LIM domain binding 1a
Exons: 12
Coding region: 197-1252 (351 amino acids)
Source: RefSeq, a predicted model, not a curated record